Molecule: messenger RNA, 768 nt
Organism: Emys orbicularis (European pond turtle)
Lineage: Eukaryota; Metazoa; Chordata; Testudines; Emydidae
Gene: SYPL2
Product: synaptophysin like 2
Exons: 6
Coding region: 1-768 (255 amino acids)
Cellular component (GO): synaptic vesicle membrane; synaptic vesicle
Source: RefSeq, a predicted model, not a curated record
AUGUCCGAGCCCACCGCCUCGGCUGGCGACAAGGAGCCCGGGCAGCAGGGCCGGCGGCUCUUCGGGCUGCGCUGGGGCCGCCUGGAGGAGCCCCUGGGCUUCAUUAAGGUGCUGCAGUGGCUCUUUGCCAUUUUUGCCUUUGGAUCUUGCGGCUCUUUCAGUGGGGAGACAGGGGCUACUGUGAAAUGCAAUGAUGACCUGAAAGAGAUGACUGCUAUCUCUGUCCAGUUCGGAUACCCUUUCAGGUUAUCCAGGAUUCCCUUUGAGAUGCCUGUCUGCGAGGGCAACACCACUAAAAGGACUCUGCAUCUCAUGGGGGACUUCUCGGCCCCCUCCGAGUUCUUCGUGACCCUGGGAGUCUUCUCCUUCCUCUACAGCAUGGCAGCCCUGGUGAUCUACCUGCGAUUUCACUCCCUUUACACAGACAACAAGAGGCUUCCCUUUGCGGAUUUCUGCGUGAGCGUCUCCUUCACCUUCUUCUGGCUGGUGGCAGCUGCAGCCUGGGGCAAAGGCCUGUCAGAUGUGAAGGGGGCCACGCGGCCGUCCAGUCUCAUCGCCGCCAUGUCCGUGUGCCAUCUCAAACAGGCGGUGUGCAACGCCGGGGCCACGCCAGCCAUGGGGCUGGCCAACAUCUCCGUGCUCUUUGGCUUCAUCAAUUUUAUCCUGUGGGCUGGAAACUGCUGGUUUGUGUUUAAAGAGACCUCGUGGCAUGCGCAGGCCACCAACAAGGAGAACUCUGCUGAACAGGGAGCCAUCGACAAGCAAUAA